GUCGAGCGCAAGGACCCGUCGCGCUUUUCUCGCCCUCAUCCUCGAUUGAUGUCCGCUGAAACGUCCAGUUAACGCUGCAGGAGUCCUUGGAAAAAUAACGCGCGAUGCACUUAUUAAUUAUAUCCAGCUUUCUCCAAGUAAUCACCUGUUUACCAGACCUGAUACCAAUCGGAGGUCUCUUCCAUCCUGCAGACGAUAAGCAGGAAAUAGCCUUCAGAUACGCCAUAGAGAAAAUAAACAACGACCGUUCGAUCCUGACGAGAUCCAAGCUCAGCGCGCAAAUCGAGAAAAUUCCUCCGCAGGAUAGCUUCCACGCUUCCAAGAAAGUAUGCCACCUGCUCAGGACCGGCAUCGCGGCCAUUUUCGGGCCCCAAUCGGCCCACACGGCCAGUCACGUCCAGUCCAUUUGCGAUACCAUGGAAAUUCCUCACCUGGAGACGCGCUGGGAUUACCGGCUGAGAAGGGAGAGUUGCCUGGUGAAUUUGUAUCCCCAUCCCACCACCCUUUCCAAGGCCUACGUUGAUCUGGUGAAGGCAUGGGGCUGGAAAUCCUUCACGAUCAUCUACGAGAACAACGAGGGGCUGGUGCGCCUCCAGGAAUUGCUCAAAGCCCACGGACCCUACGAAUUUCCCAUUACGGUUCGACAAUUGGGAGAAAGCUCGGACUACAGGCCGCUACUGAAGCAGAUAAAAAACUCGGCGGAAUCGCACAUCGUGCUCGAUUGCUCCACGGAGAGGAUCUACGAUGUCCUCAAACAAGCCCAGCAGAUCGGGAUGAUGAGCGAUUACCACAGCUAUCUUAUCACUUCUUUAGACUUGCACGGGGUCAACCUGGAGGAAUUCAAAUACGGCGGGACGAACAUAACGGCGUUUCGAUUGGUCGAUCCCGAAGGACAAGACGUAAGGAGAAUAGUGAGAGACUGGAAUACGGAAAUCGAAAUUAAGAACAGAAAGGGAGAGCCGGCUUCGAUGUACAAGCAGGACGUCCAGGACAACGCGACAUUCGUGAAGGCGGAGACGGCUUUGAUGUACGACGCCGUUCAUUUGUUCGCCAAGGCCUUGCACGAUCUCGACACCAGCCAGCAAAUUGACAUCAAACCGCUCAGUUGCGAUGCGGUGGACUUCUGGCCGCACGGCUACAGCCUCAUCAAUUACAUGAAAGUGGUGGAAAUGAAAGGCUUGACGGGCGUGAUCAAGUUCGAUCACCAGGGCUUCCGGACGGACUUCGUCUUGGACAUUAUCGAGUUGAGCAGGGAAGGUUUGAAGAAAAUCGGCGUGUGGAAUUCGACGGAAGGGGUCAACUUCACCAGGACCUACGGCGAGGCGUACACGCAAAUCGUGGAAAUCAUACAGAACAAGACCUUCGUGGUUACCACGCUGUUGAGUGCCCCCUACGUGAUGCUGAAGGAGACGAGCGAAAAAUUGUCGGGGAACGCUCAGUUCGAAGGCUACGCGGUGGAUCUGAUCCAUGAAAUAUCCAGGGUGUUGGGUUUCAACUACUCGAUCAAACUGGUGCCGGACGGCAGGCACGGUUCCCUCAACAGGGCGACCAAAGAAUGGGACGGAAUGAUUAGGGAAUUGUUGGACCAGAAGGCCGAUUUGGCCAUAGCUGAUUUGACUAUUACAUACGAUAGAGAGCAAGCCGUGGAUUUCACGAUGCCUUUCAUGAACCUGGGCAUAAGUAUAUUGUAUAGGAAACCCAUAAAGCAAUCGCCCAAUUUGUUUUCGUUUCUUUCACCACUAAGUUUAGACGUUUGGAUUUACAUGGCGACUGCUUAUCUAGGAGUUUCCGUACUAUUGUUCAUUUUAGCAAGGUUCAGCCCCUACGAGUGGGACGAUCCGCACUCAUGCCGCGGGGCGCCCCCGGCCGUGCUGGAGAACCAAUUCACGUUGCUGAAUUCGCUGUGGUUCACCGUGGGGACGCUGAUGCAGCAGGGCUCCGAUAUCGCCCCGAAGGCCGUAUCGACUAGAAUGGUGGCGGGAAUGUGGUGGUUCUUCACAUUGAUCAUGAUAUCUUCGUACACGGCGAAUUUGGCGGCGUUUCUCACGGUAGAAAGGAUGGAUUCUCCUAUCGAAACGGCUGAAGAUUUGGCCAAACAAACCAAGAUCAAAUACGGCGCUUUAAGAGGCGGAUCGACUGCGGCCUUUUUCAGAGACUCGAAUUUCUCGACGUACCAGAGGAUGUGGGCCUUCAUGGAGUCCCAACGGCCUCCGGUCUUCACAUCGAGCAAUCAAGAGGGCGUAGAACAAGUAGUGAAGGGUAAAGGUAGCUACGCUUUUCUCAUGGAAUCCACUUCGAUCGAGUACGUGAUAGAGAGGAACUGCCAAUUGCAGCAGGUAGGGAGCUUGUUGGAUUCGAAAGGGUACGGAAUAGCCACGCCGCCUAAUUCUCCGUUUAGAACGCCCAUCAGCGGGGCUAUAUUGAAGCUGCAGGAGGAAGGGAAGUUGCAUAUACUGAAGACGCGCUGGUGGAAGGAGAAACGAGGCGGCGGAAAGUGCAGGGACGAGACGACGAAAACGAGCAGCACGGCGAACGAAUUGGGCCUAGCGAACGUCGGAGGGGUGUUUGUGGUUCUAAUGGGGGGCAUGGGGGUGGCCUGCGUCAUAGCGGUUUGCGAGUUCGUGUGGAAGUCGAGGAAAGUGGCCGUAGAAGAACGGGUCAGCAGCAUCUUGCACGAUACAUAAUAUACAACUUCGAACGGCUACUUGUAAAGUAGGGAGAGUUAUCAAUCAAAUGGGGAAUCCUGAAAUAUUUAGCCGGAAUAAAUUCUUGCGUAACUUAAAAUUCAUUGGCAUGGUAGUAGGUGAUCUAAUUUUUGUAUAUAUUCAUUCAAAAUAUCGUUAAUUGUAAGAUAUAUAUGUAAUGUAAUGAUUUGAAUCUUCUGUCCCAUCGAUUUUACCAUUAUCAUGUGACAUAUUAUAUAAGAAAUAACGAAGAGUAAGGGUUUUUCGAUUUUAAAGUAUAAAUAACAAUAAAUAAGCUCUCACUGUGCAUUUUUU
Phyllotreta striolata is the source of this 2999-nucleotide messenger RNA. Lineage: Eukaryota; Metazoa; Arthropoda; Insecta; Coleoptera; Chrysomelidae. The record is from the annotation of a GenBank genome assembly.